CUGACCGUAAACAUGGCGGACUGUGUCGAAACAAGAUUCGACGCGGCAGUAAAUGUGGUGCGAUCAAUGCCAAAAAAAGGUUCUUACAAGCCAUCUUACGAAACGAUGUUGAAGUUUUAUGCACUUUACAAGCAAGCUAAGGAGGGACAAUGUUUUGAAUCAAAGCCUGGAAUUUGGGAAUUUGUGAACAAAGCAAAAUGGGAGGCAUGGCAUGGCUUGGGUAAGAUGUCAAAGCAAGAGGCUAUGGAAUCCUAUGUCUGUGAACUAAAACAGGUAAUGGAAAACUUACCAGAAAGUGAAGAGGCAGCAGAUUUUAGUGAAGUGCUGAAGACUUUUUACCAAGCAGUGUAUGAAGGCCAAGAGGAGAAACCUCCAGCAAUUCUUAAAAUCUUUGAGAAAGAAAAUGUUCCAGAAAAGAUCAAAGCAAAAGGAAAAUUAAAAUCAAAUUCACAUCAUACGCUGCAGGAUAAAAAUGUUCUGAAUGGUUAUGGCAAUACACACAAGGUAAAUGGGACAUGUGAAGAGUUUCCUUGUGGGGUAAAUGGAUUCCCUCACAAAGAUAGCAUGGAUAUGGAAUCGCAAUUUCCUCACAGGGAUAGUUUAGAAAUCAGUAAGAAAGCAAGCAUGGAUUUAAAGCGGAGACUGCAGUUUUCAAAAGCAGUGAAUCCGGUGCUUAUUAUAUCUUCGGAUGAAUUAAAGGAAUGUGAUGAAGAAGAUGAAAAUGAUGAUAAUGAUAGUGGAAUUCAAAAUGGAAUGUUUGAAGUUCCACCUUUGAGACCAAGUGAUACUGAGCCAACAAGACCAAAAGGAAAGAGUGGAGUUGUUCUGACCAGUGAUGAAAGUGAAGAGGAUGAAUUUUGCGACUCCUUAGAUCCUGAGCAUCUACAAGAAUUACAAAAUGGAAAUCAUGUGGAAAGCGAACUGCCAGAUCUUGAUGAUGCAUUCAAAAGGGUUGAUUUGACAAAGAGUAAGAGUCCCAAUGGGUCCCCUGAACAUGCCACAAGUUCGACAAUGUCAGAAUCUGAAAAUUCAGAUUUAGAGAGUGGAGCUUUGAGAUUUGGAGAUUUGGAGCUUUUAACAAGUACACCAUUUGCUAAACAUGUGACUUUUGCCAUGGAUGAUACUGAAUCCAGUACAGCUACUGUGGUUAAUUCAGACUCGUCUCGGGUUGAGCCCUCAGUCACUGCUGAGGAAUGCGUUUCUGAAGUCUCUCCUGUUCUGGAGAAUGGACUUGGUCAAACCAGUGCAGUUGGACAAGAGUAUGAGUCAUUUCAACCUUUUGAUCAAGCACCCAAAAAUCCAUCAGGAAUCCUUAAGUCACAUUAUUCUGUGAGAGAAUGCGGCGGAGGUGAUGCUUCCCAACAGCCAUCUGGGCGUGGUCAUGGAGGGCGGACAAGGCAGUCACAAGGAACCAGAACCAAGGAAGGGUCCAGCUCUGGGAGUGGAGUAAGUCAUCCAUCAAGGCGGCACAGACGAAGGAGUGACAGUGACAGUGAGGAUGAAUUGACAAGUGAUCAUACAAGUGGCCCAGACUACGACUCGGCAGGUGACAGGGAUGAAAUCAACGAAAGGAUCCUACAAGCUCUUGAAAGGCUUCAUCAGGACAUGAAAAGUGUGCUGAGGAGACUUAACACCAUGGAGGAAGCAGUCUUGUCUAGACAGGAUUUAGUUGCUAGAUCUGAGCAGCCAUGGUGGAAAUCUUACAUUCCAUCAAAGCCUUUGAUGUUCCUUGUCCUGUGGCCAUUCAUUGUGAACAUUGUCUUCUAUUACUUUAGACAAAGAAAGCAGAGUUCACAGCAAAGAUAAUGAUCACAAGCCUACUCCAACUCACAAUAACUUAUGGCAAAGCCAUGGUGUGCAAGUUUGUUGUUCAUUGAGGGAUGACUUCUCAAUUUUGAAAUUCUGUUGUACAGUCAAGAAAGGGGAAUCACGAAAUGUUAGAGUGCAAAGUUCACCUCCAAAGAAUUUCUUCUCUGCUACUGAAUAUGAACAAAAACAACUACAACCAAAAAAACAGGGCUAAGUUUUUGGUACCAUCACAUUUAUUAACUCAGUCAGGCAAGUACUGGUACUGUGAUGGUGAAAGACCAUUUCAUAAAAUAUUAAAUUAUAUUUAAAGUUUUUUCCAAUUUUAGAAAUUAAUUUUAUUAAUGCUCUUAAUGUUUAGAAGAAAUGGGAACUAGUCUGAUCAUGGGGUCAAAGAGACCACCCUGUUGAUUUGUCGUACUGGUGUAGCUUGUUGUUUCAUUAAAUUAAGAAUUGUUUUGCUUUGAACCCCAAACUCGUUCGGAAGAACACUCAAGGCAACACAAACACAUCAAUUGAAGUUGGUGAUCAAAUUCAUUCAUUCAUAAUUCAGUCACCCUUAGUACCUUUAGUAUAUAUUAAAAAAAAAAAAACAUUCAUUUUGCUUGUCCAGAGUUCUGUCACAUAACUUGAUGUAGUUAGGUAUAAAAGUAAUUUUGUAUUUAUUUAAUUAAUUUAUUGGGUACUGAUCAUAACAUACUUCGCAUAUUUUCUUUACCUUUCAAUUCCAAAUAAUGACCGCCCUCAUUCCCAGGGUCUCUCAUCUUUCAGGGGGCAGGAAGAUGAGAGACCCUGAGAACAAGAUUGAACAGUGAUUGGCAUCUUAUUUCUCCUUACAGUAACACUUCUGAAUUAAACAUUAAAAUCAGGAGGAUCAAGGAAA
Stylophora pistillata is the source of this 2689-nucleotide messenger RNA. RefSeq lists its product as uncharacterized. Gene Ontology annotation, cellular component: cytoplasm. The record is from RefSeq and is a predicted model, not a curated record. Gene Ontology annotation, biological process: fatty acid metabolic process. Lineage: Eukaryota; Metazoa; Cnidaria; Anthozoa; Scleractinia; Pocilloporidae. Gene Ontology annotation, molecular function: fatty-acyl-CoA binding.